CGAGACAACAUAAACAAAGGAAGGAAAAAAUAAUUUCCCGAGCGCGAGGCAAUCUCCCAUCUCCCCUUUGGCUGUUGGGAGAGCAAGAAAACUCUGCAAACUUGCUAUAGACCUGCUGAAUAAGCCCUCUACUUCGGCGCCUACUCUAGGGUUUCUCCACUUCCCCCCUUCUUCUCCAAUUCGCAUAUCUCAGUUAUUUGCAGGAUUUAAUGGAUUCACCCGAACGUGGCAGAAGCGAUUCGAAGCGAGAUGUAGGUGAUAGUUCGGACAUAAAGAGUGAUAGGGCAGGAGAUGAUGAAGAUAUGGAGGGAAGUGAUAAAAGGAAGUAUAGGUCAAGCAAGUCUAGAAAGUUGAGCAAUGGGGAUGAAGGUGAUGGAUUGGAUGGCAGUGGGAGGCGGAGAAGUGGUGGUGGGGACAGAAGCGAGAACCGUAAGAGGUCAGGUGGUGGAAGCUCUAGCAAGGUUGAGAGUGACGAGGAUGAUUAUGAGGCUCGGAAAGAUGUGAGGUCUAAACAAGCGAAGAAGAAACAAGAAGAGAGUAGCUUGGAGAAGUUGAGUAGCUGGUACCAAGAUGGAGAGUUAGAAACUAAGGGAGAUAAGUCUGGAGGUAAAGCACACGGGCCUCGUGCUGAUGAAAGCGACAGAAGGAAGUCGACUUCAAAGGUUUCUGAACAUGAAAGUUCUAAGGGUGGAAGUAAAAGCAAAGAUGAAAGAUCGGUGGAUGGAGAACAUGAGAAGGCACUGGAUAAAGAAGCAAAGCAUUCUGAGAGGAGAGAGAGCAGUCGAGAGAAGGGUCAUGGCUCUUCUGAACAGGGGAAAACCUCAAGGAAGAAAUUGGAUGAAUCAGAUCCUGAUAGGAAAGCUGAAGAUAAUGAAAAUGCUGACACGAGAGCGGGCAAGUCUUCUGAUUACAAUCAUGAGAACCCCAAAGAGAAAAGUGCUUCUGCGAAAGCUGAACAAAGUGAAACCAAAGGCAGAAAUGUGGAUGUGAGUGGUGAGAAAAUGUUGAUAAGCAUUAGCAAAGAUGAUAAAAGAGUGGAUGGUGAAAGAAGUAAGAGCAAAAACAGAUCAGAAGCUGUAGAGGAAGAUAAUAAAGGUAGUCCUGCCAGUCGUGAGGACAGGUCGAGUCGUGAGAAAACUGAGAAGCAUAGACAGCAGAGGUCUUCUUCUGGUAAGGAUGUUACUGAAAAUCGCGAGAGAUCCUCCCAUUUAGAGGAAGAUGGAAAUAUAUGGACAAGAGAGAAGGGUUCAAGAGAAGUACCCCGUUCUAACAGGUCUCGGACGCCUGAGAGGAAUGAAAGAAAUGCUGAUGUCAGACGACGAGACAAUGAGAAAGAUAAUCACAGGGAUGAUAGAAUAAAAGCCAGGGAUGACAACUGGAGUGACCGGAAUAGAGAGCGGGAAUCUUCAAAAGACAACUGGAAAAGAAGGCAACCAAUUAGUAAUGACAGAGAUUCAAAAGAUGGAGAUGUUAUGUAUGAUCGUGGGAGAGACUGGGAGCAGCCAAGACAUGGUCGGGAAAGGAUUGACAAUGAAAGGCCCCAUGGUCGAAACAGAGGUGAAGCUGUAAAAACCUCAUCGAAUUUUGGUAUCUCAAACGAGAAUUAUGAUGUUAUAGAGAUCCAAACCAAGCCUCUCGAUUAUGGACGGCCAGAUUCUGCUUCCAACUUUGCUAGGAGAAGUGAGACUAGUCAUGACACAAAAUCAGCAACCAAUGUUGAGGGUAGAAGGCAUGAUUCAUAUGGGUCUGGAUCUGCAGCUGAGGAUUCUAGAGAGAGAUAUGGGGAUGAUCCUACAUCAAUGCAGGAUGCUACUUCAUGGAGAGAAGACAAUGAAAGCCAAGGAGGAAAAGGAAGAGGCCAGAAGGGCACUUUCUCUGGUCGUGGUGGUUCACAACCUCCAUAUGGAAACCAGGAUCAUGGUUCCUUUGGCAGAGCUCUUCCACAGGGUGUAAAAGGAAAUAGGCUGGGCAGAGGAGGAAGAGGGAGACCUAGUGGGAGAGACAAUCAACAGGUUGGACUUCCAUUGCCCAUAAUGGCCUCUCCUUUUGGACUUGGGCCUCCACCUCCUGGUGCAUUGCAGCCGCUUGGACCUGGUAUGUCACCAGCUCCAGGCGCUCCGAUCCCCCCUGGAGUUUUUAUCCCAUCCUUUUCACCACCUCUUGUUUGGCCAGGUUCUCGUGGAGUUGACAUGAAUUUACUUGUUGCUCCACCUUCUUUAUCUCCUAUCCCUCCUGGACCUUCAGGCCCAAGAUUCCACCCUAAUUUAGGGACUCCAGCAUCAAACCCUGGUAUGUUUUUCAAUCAGGCAGGAGCUGGAAGAGGAGUUGUGCCUGGUAAUAUGCCUGGUCCUGCCUUUAAUGCUUCAGGGCCAGCAGGACGCGGGGCUCCACCAGAUAAAACCCCUGGGGGCUGGGCACCUUCUAGAGGUGGUGGGCCUCCUGGUAAAGCUCCUUCGAGGGGUGAGCAAAAUGACUACUCCCAGAAUUUUGUUGAUACUGGUAUGCGACCUCAGAAUUUUAUUAGGGAGCUGGAGCUGACUAAUGUUGUGGAGGAUUAUCCAAAACUCAGAGAGCUUAUACAGAAGAAGGAUGAGAUUGUGGCUAAAGCUGCAUCUGCUCCCAUGUAUUUACAAGGCGAUCUUCGUGAAAUUGAGCUCUCCCCUGAGUUUUUUGGGACCAAGUUUGAUGUUAUCUUGGUAGACCCGCCAUGGGAGGAGUAUGUUCAUCGUGCUCCUGGUGUUGCUGAUCAUAUGGAGUAUUGGACAUUUGAAGAAAUUUUGAAUCUUAAGAUUGAGGCGAUUGCAGAUACACCGUCUUUCCUCUUCCUUUGGGUGGGGGAUGGUGUGGGUCUUGAACAAGGUCGUCAAUGUUUGAAAAAGUGGGGGUUCCGAAGAUGUGAGGAUAUUUGUUGGGUGAAAACCAACAAAAGUAAUGCAGCACCAGGAUUGCGACAUGAUUCUCAUACUCUAUUUCAGCACUCAAAGGAACAUUGCUUGAUGGGGAUUAAAGGAACAGUUCGCCGAAGCACUGAUGGCCAUAUAAUACACGCCAACAUUGAUACCGAUGUAAUCAUUGCUGAAGAACCUCAAUACGGUUCAACUCAGAAGCCUGAAGAUAUGUAUCGAAUCAUAGAGCACUUCUCACUCGGCCGAAGAAGGCUCGAACUCUUCGGUGAGGAUCAUAACAUCAGAGCUGGCUGGUUGACAGUUGGUAAAGAACUAUCAUCAUCAAACUUCAGUUCUGAGACAUAUGUGAAGAACUUUGCCGACAAGGACGGAAAAGUCUGGCAAGGAGGUGGUGGCCGGAACCCUCCCCCAGAGGCACCGCAUUUGGUAGUAACCACGCCAGAUAUAGAGUCGCUUCGGCCAAAAUCGCCAAUGAAGAACCAGCAGCAGCAAUCAGCCUCGAUUUCUCUGACAGCUGCUAAUUCGUCCAGCAGGCGACCACCUGCUGCCAACUCGCUGCAGAAUCCAGUGGGAUUUACGAUGAACCAAGAGGCGCCUAGUUCGAACCCUUCGACAGCAGCUCCGUGGGGAGGACCACCUCCCUUGGAAGGAGGGUUUCGAGGGGGAGAAGGUAUGAAUAUGGCGCCUCCGGAUGAGAAGAUUUUUGAAAUGUAUGGAUUUAGUGGCCCUCCUAAUGGAGAGUACCUAGAUUUUGACACUCACAGACCGAUGAAUUUGUUGUAACAAAAACGCCAGGCUUUGUUGUAAUUGUAACAUUUCUGUGCAAUUCUUUCUCCAAGUUAGAAAUAUAAAUGAAAGAGAGCAAGCAGAAUGUGUAUCAGCAUGGCACGGUAGAAGCCAAAUUGACGCCUAGAUCGGAACAAAUUUGCACCGAAGGUACUUCAAGUUCGUUCUGAUCAAGAAUUGACGCCCAGAUCGAUUCAGAUUGAACCAAAAGGUAGUUCAAUUUGGUCAGAUUCCGAAAAUUCGGAUUGUAUCGAAUCAGAUCAAAUAUGUUUACAAACAGAUGCCGAUCCUUAUUGAGUUGAUUCGAGAUGCCUGUAUGCAGUCUUGGAUCAAUUUGGG
Molecule: messenger RNA, 4031 nt
Organism: Linum tenue
Lineage: Eukaryota; Viridiplantae; Streptophyta; Magnoliopsida; Malpighiales; Linaceae
Source: the annotation of a GenBank genome assembly